Molecule: messenger RNA, 1854 nt
Organism: Cicer arietinum (chickpea)
Lineage: Eukaryota; Viridiplantae; Streptophyta; Magnoliopsida; Fabales; Fabaceae
Product: non-cyanogenic beta-glucosidase-like
Biological process (GO): carbohydrate metabolic process
Molecular function (GO): beta-glucosidase activity
Source: RefSeq, a predicted model, not a curated record
AAAUUACCAUAUGGAUCAAUAGGGAGAGUCUUCUUCCAUGUAUAAAUAGGAACAUACACACACAAAAACAGUAAACAUAUCAAAUUACAAACAUGAUAUUAUUCAACGGCUAUUUCACUAUGACUAAUAUGCUUGCUAUAUUUGUUGUAGUAACUUCAUUCACAUUUGUUUUCACAAAUGCAGAAGAUCCUCUUCUUGAAAUUGGUGACCUUGAUCGAUACAGUUUCCCUAAGGGCUUCGUUUUUGGGGCAGGAUCAUCAGCAUACCAAUUUGAAGGUGCAUGGAACGAAAGUGGCAAAGGACUAAGUAUCUGGGAUACUUUCACCCAUAAUCAUCCAGAAAAAAUAAGGGAUGGAAGUAAUGCAGACCUCACUGUUGACCAAUAUCACCGCUAUAAGGAAGAUGUGAAAAUUAUGAAAGACAUAAAUCUGGAUUCGUACAGAUUUUCAAUCUCUUGGCCAAGACUCCUCCCAAAGGGAAAGUUGAGCGGAGGCAUAAAUUGGGAAGGAGUACAAUAUUACAACAAUCUCAUCAAUGAACUGUUGGCUCAUGGUAUAGAACCUUUUGUAACUCUUUUUCAUUGGGAUGUACCACAAGUCUUAGAAGAUGAAUAUGGUGGUUUCUUAAGUUCUCGCAUUCAAAAUGAUUUUCGAGACUAUGCGGAUCUUUGUUUCAAAGAAUUUGGAGAUAGAGUGAAGAAUUGGGUUACUUUGAAUGAGCCAUGGUUAUUUAGUAAUGGAGGUUAUGCAAUAGGAACAACAGCACCAGGUCGUUGUUCGACCAAUGCGCAGUGUCUAGGUGGUGAUUCUGGCACAGAACCCUAUAUAGUUACACACAACCAAAUUCUUGCUCAUGCAAAAGCUGUAAAUGUGUAUAAGACCAAGUAUCAGGCAUAUCAAAAGGGAAAGAUUGGUAUAACGUUGGUUACAAACUGGUUCAUAGCACUCGGAGACAAAAGCAUACCCGAUCAAGAGGCUGCAAAGAGAUCACUUGAUUUCCAAUUUGGAUGGUUUAUGGAACCACUAACAACUGGAGACUAUUCUGUAAGCAUGCGAAACAUUGUGAAAAAUCGAUUACCUAAAUUCUCUCCACGACAAUCAGUUCUAGUCAAGGGUUCAUUUGAUUUUCUUGGCCUAAACUAUUAUUCUUCUAGCUAUAUUAAUAAUGCACCUCCCAAAGCUAAUGCAAAACCUACUUACACAACCGAUGCUAUGUCAAAUACUUCAUUUGAAAAACAUGGGAUACCCCUAGGUCCAAGGGCUGCUUCGGUUUGGAUAUACGUUUAUCCAAGAGGACUUCGAGAUCUUUUAUUAUAUAUCAAGGAUAAAUACAACAAUCCCGAAGUUUACAUCACUGAAAAUGGUAUGAAUGAAUUCAACGAUGCAACACUUCCAGUGAAAGAAGCUAUUUUGGAUACUUACAGAAUUGAUUAUUAUUAUCGUCAUUUCUACUACAUACGUUCUGCAAUAAAGUCCGGCUCAAACGUUAAGGGAUUUUUCGCUUGGUCAUUUUUGGACUGUAACGAAUGGUUUGCAGGCUUUACUGUUCGGUUUGGAUUAACCUUUGUAGAUUAUAAAGAUGGAUUAAAAAGGUACCCAAAACUUUCUGCAAAAUGGUACAAGAACUUUCUCAAAAAGAACUUGCAUUAAUUAACUCUAUCGUCUGAAGCUGGGGCACCUUUAAAUAUACUGUUAGGCUUUUUUUAUAGAAAAUCAUUAGGUUGUUAUUAAUGUUUUAUGCUCAUUUGUUAAAUAAGUGCCUUGUACCAGCAACUAUGAUCAUAUAGUUGAUCCUUUAUGUAUCAGUUUGAUUUUGAAAUAAAUUUGAAUAAAAACUUUGAUCUAUUUCAACCGA